UGCCUCUUGUGUGUGAAUAAUGUACAGUGAUGGUGCCUUCUCAGACCCACGUGAUGCUCAAGUGGCAGGAGCACCUGAACAGCUCCUGGGCGGCGGAGGACAGCGUUCAGACCGCCACACGGCACGGAGCUGCUGCUCUCUAUGCAAAACUGGUCUACAACAAGGAGGUUGUGGGCUUGGCUCAGCCAGUGCAAGACCUAAUGGGUCCACGCUUGCCCGACUUCCAGUACGAAUCCAGCGCUGAGGAGGAGAAGGAGGAAUAUCUGUCCGCACUGCUCCACAGUCAGCGAUGCCUGGCCCACCGCAUGCUGGCGAGGACCCCCUUUGCCCUAUCCCUGCACCACAGACUGGUGAUCCUCCAGAGGGUGUUCUACGCCCUCCAUAGCAAAUAUCACGACCGUUUCCGAGCACCGCUGCCUCCCCAACCCUCAUCCUCCAGUGCAGAAGGGGGCGCUCUGGAGUCAGUGUCUGAGCCUUGGCCAACAGGCAGUUCCCGUUCAAAGUCGGGCACAGACGUUCUCAUUGAAAUGGGAGUCCGGACUGGGUUGAGUCUCCUUUUUGCCCUACUGAGGCAGAGUUGGCAGAGGGGGCGUCUUGAGAACCCACCGGACGUCGCUCUGUGCAACGAGGUACUGGCCACCGCGUCUUCAGUCCUGGCCGCCCUGCCUCCUCUUUCCUUGGCCAACGAGAACAAGAUCCCGACAGUGGGGCUUGACUGUCUUAUGCAAGUUGGAGACUUCCUAAAGAAGACAGCGGUCAGUGGGUCCGGGGCGGAUCGGGCGGGUCGCAGGCUAUCCCUGGAGCUCCUUCUCUCGUUAGCCUUACAAAGAGGAUCCUUGCGCUUCCUUCUGGAGUGGGUGGAGGUGGCGUUGGCCGCCUCCUCUUCCUCCACCACGACUGAAACAGUUGGAGUGGGCUACGAGCUGAUCCAUCAAACCCUGCAACAGAUGCGCCAGCACACGGCUAUUCGUGGUGAAUCCAUCAAUACUCAGGUGCUGAAGAAAGAUGCAGAUGGACUCUGUAGCCUCUCGCAUGUUGCUCUUUGCCUCUUUGAAGAGAUCUGCACCCUGGCCUCUAACUGCCUGUGCUCAUGCAGUGCGGGCUCUUCCUCUUCCUCCGGCUCCGAAAUUGAUGCCGUCAUGGUGUACGUGUGGGGCAGCAACAGCAGCCAUCAACUCGCCGAGGGAACGCUGGAGAAGAUUUUACAGCCCAAGCUGGCUCAGGGCUUCAGCGAUGCACAAAUGAUUGAGGCAGGCCAGUACUGCACGUUUUCUGUAUCUGCUGAUGGUGCAGUGAAGGCUUGUGGGAAGGGUAGUUAUGGUCGAUUGGGACUGGGAGACUCUAAUAACCAGUCCAUGCCCAAAAAGCUGGUUCUGGAACCGCCUCGUACCAUGAGGAAGGUGUCGUCUUCCAAGGGAUCAGACGGACACACGCUCGCCGUCACGGCGGAGGGAGAGGUGUUCAGCUGGGGAGAUGGAGAUUACGGCAAACUGGGCCAUGGGAACAGCGCCACACAGAAAUACCCCAAGAUUAUACAAGGCCCUCUUUUAGGAAAGGUGGUGGUGUGUGUUUCUGCUGGAUACAGACACAGCGCCGCGGUGACUAAUGACGGAGAGCUGUACACCUGGGGGGAAGGCGACUUCGGUCGACUCGGUCACAGCGACAGUCACAGUCGUAACAUGCCCACUCUGGUGAAGGACAUCAGUGGGGUCGGGCAAGUGGCCUGUGGCAGCUCUCAUACCAUUGCUGUGGCUCAAGAUGGACGAAUCGUCUGGUCCUUUGGAGGAGGAGACAACGGUAAACUGGGACAUGGGGACACAAACCGUGUGUACAGGCCUAAAGUGAUAGAAGCCCUUCAUGGCUUCAUUAUCAGAAAAGUGUGUGCUGGGAGCCAGUCGUCACUGGCUUUGACAUCUGCUGGCCAGGUGUUUGCAUGGGGCUGCGGCUCGUGUCUCGGCUGCGGCUCGUCUGAGACCACCUCACUCAGACCUCGAUUAAUAGAGGAGCUCAGUAUUACUAAAAUCAUAGACAUUUCCUGUGGAGACAGCCACUGUCUCGCUCUGUCUCACGAAAAUGAAGUAUUUGCUUGGGGCAACAAUGCCAUGGGGCAGUGUGGGCAGGGCCAUACCUCAACACCAGUCACCAAACCCAAGAAAGUGAUUGGUUUAGAAGGGGUGUCAAUACAGCAGAUUACUGCAGGCACGUCCCACAGCCUGGCCUGGACAGCGGUUCCUACAGACAGACAGCUGGUGGCUUGGCACAGGCCAUUUUGUGUGGAUCUCGAGGAGAGCACGUUUACAUACCUCCGCAGUUUCCUGGAGCGUUACUGCGAUAGUAUCAGUGGGGACACACCACCUGCACCUUUCCCCUCUAAGAGGGAACAUCACCAGUUUUUGUUGUUGUGUAUGAAACUGUUAUCCAUCCACCUGUCGCUGGCCCAUGCAGGGGGAACGGGUGCCACAGUGCUGGGUGCUCAGGGUCGGCCCCUCAGGAACCUGCUCUUCAGACUCAUUGACUCUAAUGUACCUGACUCCAUACAACAGGCGGUAAUGAGCACGCUGUCCAUCGGAGCAUCUCUGUUGCUGCCUCCUCUCAGGGAGAGAACGGAGCUGCUGCACUCGCUGUUACCACAGGGUCCAGAGAGCUGGGAAAGCCUCUCUAAAGGACAGCGUCUACAGCUGGACAUGGUGCUGAACAGCCUGCAGGAACAGAGUCAUGUGGCAUCCCUGCUGGGAUACAGCUCACCUGGGGAGUUGAGUGCAGGUCUGGCACUGCCGCCCACCCCUGACCGCCCCACAGGAAGUGUUAGCUCAGGCUCAGAAGCUCCAGACCAUCUCCACCUGGCUGAAGUGCUCCUGAAGACCUUGCUGCUCAGCAUUGGCUUCUAUACGGAGCGUGCGUUUGGUGAACUGGAGAAGAACAGCGAUAAACAGCGGUUCAGUCAGUCCCAGAAACAGACAGAGGCUCCAUCACACUUCCACCACCUGUUGUCAGCCCUUCACAGACACCUGCUGGCCCACUGCUACAUCCACACAGGCGCUGAGGAUGACAGUAGCGUCGUGCUGCUCCAUAAGCACCUGUGCCUGCUGCUGCCUUAUGCAGCCGAAACCUUCAGGAGAUCCACCAUCCUUCUGGAGGAGAGCACACUGGACAAACACGUCAUCAAGAAACUACACACUGUGCUGUUUGUUUCGGUGGCGGGCAGUCUUCUGUGUCAGGUGAUGUACUCUCUGCUCCUGUUGCCAUUGGCUGUGGUCAGACCCCUCCUUCCUCACCUACUCACUCUGCUUGAACAUCUCAACGAGCUCAACUGUUAUCUGCCCAACACUGCGCACCUGGAAGACAUGGAGCUGGAAGGAACCUCACAGGAAGCAUCUGAAACCUCUGAGCCAAUCACAGCGUCAGAGUCAGAAGACUGGGCAUGGCUACUAGACCUGGAGAGGUCUGUGGCUCUUGCCAUUGGUCGAUGCCUGGGAGGUAUGCUGCAGGGCCCACCCCCUUCCAUCCAGGAGAAGACAGCAGAGUUCUGGCUGUGUAACCCACUCCUGAGAAACGGGCUGGAGAUAGACUUUGAACAACUGGACUGGGCAAUGGGUUGGCUGACUGAGGCUGUGUUCAUGGGUUGCGGAGACGUGAGGCUAGCCGAGCUGCGGCUGUCAGAAGAUAACACAAUGCUAGUGGAACUCGCUCUUGGCUCCCCACGAGAACCUGCCAGCGCCCUCUGGAGGAAAAUGAGGGAGUUUGCGGAGAGUCAAGACUGGGACAAUAGUGGAUCAGUGGGAGACUCUGUGUUAGAGAUGGCGUGUCGCUGUAGUUUGGCCGCUCUACUCAAACAUGCCGGCCUUAAUGAAGCCUACUGGCAGGAUAAAUAUGAGCCCUGUGAGGUGCUGAUUGAAAUAUAUCAGGUGGUGUAUAAAAUCCGCAGCACUCUGCUGUCCUAUAAAGAGAGCAUAGGAAACACAACCAGCGUCCAAACAACAACUACCACCAAACAGGCUUCAUUGGGCUCUCAGAGCCCCAGUGAGGAGAGGCAGGAAGUGGGCAGCUCAGGAGAGCAGACCGGAAGAGACACAGAUCCCAGCAGCCAGACACCACAUGCUGCUGAACACAACCAGGACGAUCCCUUAGAGGAGGAGACGCCCAGCAUCAGCAGUAUGUACCUGCCGGAGGUGCUGCAGUGUUUCCUGGCCACCCGUGAGGCCAUGCAGCUCCAACAGAACGAGACUGUGUACGAGUCGUCUGGCACCAGCACAUUGCCCAGCAGCACUGAGAGCCCUGGGACGCCAGACAGGGAGCCCCCUCAGCGGCCCUGGGACCACCACAGCACCACUGACCAGGGCCUGCCCUUCCCAGCAGCCUGCCACCUGCUGGUUUCACGCUGCCUCUUCCUGUUGCUGGGGGUCCGAGCUGCUUGGCAGGAGGAGAGUGUGUUGUCACAGACACCUACUGAGAGCAGCUUGGCCAGAUCUCCACCCUACAAUGAGGCUUUAGGAACAAAGAUGGAUAUACAGUCCUCUUCUGAGAGAAGUUUCAGUGAGAGGGAGACACCAGAUGAGUCUAAAAGCUCCUCAGGGACAUUCAAGAAUAAAAUUGGCCUUCCUCUCUGUUCUUUGGGCAUCAUGAAAGAUGCCUGGGAGCGUCUGCGGCAGUGCAUCAGUCCCACUACCGUACUGUGCCCAGGUGGAGGUGGCACACCCGUCCUGGGCCAGGUCUUCCAUUUCCUUUGUGGGAGCCUCCACCGAACCUCUUCUCUGAUGGACAAAGAUGGAGUUGCACAUGUGGAUCCCAAAGCCAUCACCGUAGCCAUGGCACAAUGUAGAGACAUUACAAUUGUUUUCAUCCCCUUCAUCCAGGUGCGUUUGGAGGCCUUGUGUCAGAUUUCCUCCUUUCUGUCAGAGAUGGAGGAAAAGAACGUCAGCUCUCUGGUGCCUCCUCGUUUUCCAGGCCUCCUGCAGUCAGUGCAGCUGCAGUUCCUCUCUGGCUGCUUUGGUCUGGGUGCCCCGAUCACCGGCAGUCUAGCAGCACCUAACAACAAGAUUCACCAUUACACCGCUGGGACUCAGUCGGCUCCUAUCAGUGUUCAGAGGGAGUUACAGUCUGCGGCUCACACACUGUACCAGCAACUGGUGCGUGUGCUUAGACAGAAGGUGGCAUUAGAGAGAGAACAGGCUGGCUCUUAUCAGCACCUGCUGUUAGCUACAGUCUUCACUCUGAACUUCCACUAUCAGCCGGUGGAUCUCGUGGUGAUUAUUAAAUGUGGCAUCCUGGAGAUCUUGUCCACACUGACUGAUAACGCCUGUGUGCUGGUGAACCAGCGCUGGCUGGCCGCCUCCAUGUCCGGUCACAUGCAGCUCGGUGGGGCGGUGAAGCUGGCCGCUGCCAGACUCCUGCAGAUAUUUGCCAUAGCGGCCAGUUCCUGUGAAGAUGCCUUGCCAUUGGAAGUGUCCCAGGCUCUCAUGGAUGUAAUGACGUUUUUAUCCUGUGUGCUGGUGAACCAGCGCUGGCUGGCCGCCUCCAUGUCCGGUCACAUGCAGCUCGGUGGGGCGGUGAAGCUGGCCGCUGCCAGACUCCUGCAGAUAUUUGCCAUAGCGGCCAGUUCCUGUGAAGAUGCCUUGCCAUUGGAAGUGUCCCAGGCUCUCAUGGAUGUAAUGAGUGAGCAGCUGCAGGGAUUGUUACAUUUAGUCCACCAGCAAGAGGUGCUAGAGAGGGAUUCCACAGAGCACAUCCAAGAAGAAACAUCUAAACAAGAAAGUGCAGAUGUAGUUCGUAGCAGCAGGGUUGUGGAGUCCCAGCUCGCUGACUUUCUAGUCUUCCUAAGACGCAUUUUGUCACUAAGAGUCGCCAAAAGAGUCUCAGCAUUUGUCAAUUGGAUUGAUCCACUGAUGACAAUUAUAUCAUACAAAUGCAGCUCUGGAAAUUCACGCUUUCACAACCUGCGGACGAAGCUGCUGGCCUUCCAUAUUCUGGAAGCUCUUCUUCCUGCCUGUUCAGACCCAGUUGUCAUGAAACAAAUUGUCGAUCAAUUAUUUAGCCUUUUGUCCACAUACAUGUGGGAAGAACCUCUGGCCCUGAGGAAAAACUUAGAAAAAGAGAGAACAUCAGAGAACUCAAAUAGGGACAGUGGAAGUGAAGAUGAAUGUAUUCCUAUUGGUGAUUUCUCUUUUGACCCACAUAAACUGAUCUGUUGUUCUCUGGAGAGCGGGAAUGUACUCUCUCAUGGAUCGGGAGGAAAAGGGUACGGUUUGGCCACCACCGCCAUCACGUCUGGAUGCUUCAUCUGGAAGUUUUAUAUUACUAAGGAGAACAGGGGAAAUGAAGGGACAUGUAUCGGAGUGUCCCGAUGGCCCAUCCGGGACUACAACCAUCGCACCACCACAGACAUGUGGCUGUACCGGGCCUACAGCGGUAGCCUGUAUCAUGGAGGAGAGCUAGGCCGAGCUCUGCCCUCCUUCACCCAGGGCGACACCAUCACCUGCAUCCUAGAUAUGGAAGCUAGAACAAUUUCCUUUGCCAAAAACAACAGGGAGCCCAAACUAGCGUUUGAAGGAGUGGAUGCCACAGAGCUCUACCCCUGUGUUCUUUUCUACAGCAGCAACCCAGGAGAAAAGGUGGCGCUGUGUGACCUGCAGAUGCGUGGCAUGCCUAGCGAUCUUCUCCCAGGGGAGCCCUUGUGCAGCCCAAGGGCCACGGUUCUGCUGGAGUCCACCAUUCAGCUGCUGAGACAACUGUACAUGAACAAUGAAUGGGUUCAACAUAUCAACCAGCACAUGCUGAACAGACUACAGCUCAUCAACCCUCUCAUGAGGGAGGGACAAGGCAAGAUAGCAGGUCAUGCUAGUAAGGAGUUCGAUGAGAAAUGUGGGGUGAACAGAGAGAGGGGCUCUGCUUGGGUAGAUGUCGGGACGUCGACAGACCACCUCUCUGGCCCAGCGGGGCUCUCUGACGGCCAGCUCAGUAUGCUGUGCACUGAAGUCUGGCCUGUCAUGGCCCUCAUUGGAGGGGUGGACAGCGGUCUCCGUGCUGGAGGGACCUGCCUGCACAAACACAGUGGUCGACGGGCGACCCUGCUCGGGGUCUUGAAAGAGGGAAGCCCCCUGGCUAAGCUUCAGUGGGAGGAGACCGAUUUUACAGUGAGCUUCCUGAAUUCUUGGUCACCCAGCGACACGCCUCUCUCCUCCCUGGAGCCGUGCGAUGUCCCCCAGCUGGACAUGUCCCGCUGCUGUGGCCUCAAGCCAUCCGUGUUGUUCGACCUCAUCCUGAUGACUGGCAUCUUGGAAGAGCAGGAGCCUCCUUCCGGAUCAUCCGAAACAUCUGGAUUGCCACGGAAUCGGAUCAGCUCAGAGGGCGGCCCACGUAGCGAGCUGGAGAGACGUUUGGAUGAGGACAUUGCACGUAUUAUGAUGGACGAAGAGGGAAUGAGCUGUCCGGUGGAUGAAGACAGAAAUAAAGUGGAAGAGAGGAGACAUGAGAACCAAGAUGACACGUUCAGACCCCUUGUACAGUCAAACGAGGAGCCUGCUGCCGCCCCCUGCGCACCAAUUCUCGCACCACAACCCAGGGUGGACUUUUUUGCUUUGGAACUACGUGCAGUCCGCAUUUCCUACCUCCUCUUGGGGGCGCUAAAAUCUCUGGCUGUCAUUCUGAGCUGCGGGAAGUUCACUGAUUUUCUCCUGGUUCCCAAAUCAGAUGCAGUGGUCAAUGUAAGUAGCCCCGACCCAGCGAGGGCCUCUGCUGGAGGGGAGGAGAAUGCCGAGCUGCGCUCUGUGUUGCAGUUUGUGGUGCGCAGCAUGGUGAAGUGGGCCGUCAGACCCUGUCCGAUCAAACAAGCCAUGGCUUUAUCAGACCUCGAGAGGGCCCAGAUCAUCAUCUUUAAAGGAGUGUUGAGCAGACUGCAUGAGGAUGGAAGCAAAGAACGCAAAGAUUCAGGAGGGCACCCGUCCUCUCAGCCCGUGUCCAAGUCCUCCAGUUCAGUGUCGCUUUACAGCAACGGCUCUGAAGGCACCGCCAUCUUCGGCCAAUCAGCUUCACCCUCCACCAAUGACCUCACAGCCUCGCUCCUCACCGCCCUGCAGGCUGACGGCCUGGAGAACUUUAACCCUUUUCUGCCCAUCAACCUGCUACAGCGGAUGGUGCUGGCGCGUUUUCCCACAUUGGCAGGUCUCGUCCACAGUCCGGUUCUGCCCCCCGGGCUCAGCCUGACGAGCUCAGCGUCCUGUGAGGGCUUCACUGAGCAACAGACCAGCUUCCUGGAGCCCUGCGGACAGACCAGGACCCCCGUGGAACAGCCCCAAAUGUUUGUCCCAGUGCGCUUGCUUGAAAUGGGCUUCUCAAUGAGACACAUCUACAGGGCCAUGGAGGCAGCAGGGGUCACUGGAGAGGUGGACUCACGCACCAUCGAGGUGUUGGCGAGCUGGAUGCUGGAACAUCCCAUCACAGAGGAGCAGCAGGCAGGAGAGGGCUCGUUUGCAGGGGGCGCCACUGAUACGCCCUCAUCUGAAGGGCCAGAGACGGUCCAGUGCCCUGAGUCUCCAGCUCCUCUGACCCUACAAGAGAGCAGAGAACCCAACGAGAGUCUGUUGGCAGGCUUGGACUUGGUGGAGAGAGAGAACUUCUUAGAUGUUCACCUCACCAGGAACAGACUCUGGGUCACUGGAGAGGUGGACUCACGCACCAUCGAGGUGUUGGCGAGCUGGAUGCUGGAACAUCCCAUCACAGAGGAGCAGCAGGCAGGAGAGGGCUCGUUUGCAGGGGGCGCCACUGAUACGCCCUCAUCUGAAGGGCCAGAGACGGUCCAGUGCCCUGAGUCUCCAGCUCCUCUGACCCUACAAGAGAGCAGAGAACCCAACGAGAGUCUGUUGGCAGGCUUGGACUUGGUGGAGAGAGAGAACUUCUUAGAUGUUCACCUCACCAGGAACAGACCUCCACCUGCGCGGAGGCAGCGGUCCGGAGUAAGUCAGAGAACUUCCUUCAGGAGAGCAGACUCCCCGUCGCCCAGUCCUGUCCCAUCGCUGUACAGACAGGAUGUGGGAGUGGCAGAGUGGCCAGAGCGGGCUGAAACGCACCCCUUUGCUGCUGAAGACGACUCAGAGCUGGGCUACAUGGAUGAUCCGUACCAGGAAGAACCGUAUGAGGAGCUGCUCACCCCAGAGUUCAUCACCUCUGAGAGAGACACGCUGUGGAUGGUAGAGGUAUUGGCGACACUGUCUGUCUUUCUGUCUGUCUAUCACUCCCCGUCGCCCAGUCCUGUCCCAUCGCUGUACAGACAGGAUGUGGGAGUGGCAGAGUGGCCAGAGCGGGCUGAAACGCACCCCUUUGCUGCUGAAGACGACUCAGAGCUGGGCUACAUGGAUGAUCCGUACCAGGAAGAACCGUAUGAGGAGCUGCUCACCCCAGAGUUCAUCACCUCUGAGAGAGACACGCUGUGGAUGGUAGAGGGAAGAGAAGAGCACCCAGAGCCCAAUGAGAUGGUGGAGUGUGAGCUGUGUAACACUCUCACCCUGCAGUUCAACAACCACAUGAAGCGUCACCACCCAGGCUGUGGUCAGAGCGCCGGUCGCCGUGGUUACCGCAGCAACGGCACCUACGUGGACGGCUGGUUCGGAGGCGAAUGCGGAUCGGGCAGCCCAUACUACCUCCUGUGCACUGCAUGCAGGGAAAAGUACCUGUCCUCCAACCUGGGGGUUAUGAGCUCCAAACAGGACAGGGCAAGAGGUUUGGUGUCUGAUCUAAUUGGUCAAUUAGAUGGUACAUCGGAAGAUGAGUGGGAUCUAGGUAACCAGGAAGACUCGGACUCAGACCGGCUUACAGGUUUGGAGGACUUUGGGAUUCUUCUGAGACCUUUGGGUCUGAGUGAGAAGAAGCCCGUGCCCGACCCAAUCCCCUUCACUGAACACGACCCACUCGGAUCUCUCGUCAGUGGCUCGGUCAGCGGCAACAACAACCUGCUUUACAAAGGUGUUGUCAGCACCGAGCUGAAGAGCUUCUCGGUUCCUCUGAGUCUCGGGGAGCAGGCAGCAUCCCUGCGGGAGCCCCAGGAGAGACUGUUGGCUCUAAGGAGAGUCACCUCCACCGCUCAGAUCCUGCUGGCCUACAGUAUGGUGAUGAGAGCUCUCUCACAGACCUCCACCAGUAGUUCGGUGUGUAAUCAGUCCAGUGGUCUGGAGGCUCUUGGUCUGGCUGACAUCCGUAUCCUGGUGCGGCUGAUGUGUCUGGCAGCGGGGGGGCGUGUCCACACAAGCGUGGACCAGCAGGGAGUGGGGCGUGGCUUUGUGAGCGAUCGCACAGGCUCCGCCUUCUUGUCCUUCCUCAGCUCAGCUAUCGGCAGUUUAGUGUCCCACAGUCCUGCUGCCUACAGAGAGUUAGUGGACAUCUGCACUCAGGAUCUCAUGGCAGCAGCUACAGGGAUGAACAUCAGCGCUAUCACCGAUCCGCAGCAGAGGGUGAGGCAAAGCUCCGUCCUCAAGGGGGCGUCACAGGAGCCAAGAGAACUAACCCCGCCCACCUUCCUGGUCACACAGAGUCUAGUGUCUCUCCUGACAGAAAAAGGUGUCCGAUACCGUUAUAAUGUGGAAAGAAGUGAAUCCAGUGAAUCAAAGGAAGGCGGAAGCCCUCCACCCGCAGGUCCCCCACUCUCUCAAGCGGGGCUGCGGGUCGGACCGCUGGAGCUGGCUAAUGCGCUCGCUGCCUGUGCCCUGUCGGCCAGGCUGACCAGCAGACACCGACAAUGGGCGGCACAACAGCUGGUCCAGGCCCUGGCAGUCUCUGAGAAAGACAACACCGCCAGACCCCAGACAUACAGCGACAUGGCUGGAGAUCUGCACAAGUGUCCCAUCAAGAAGCUGGAAGGACAUCAGAACAGGGUGAGCAGCUGCAGCUGGAAUGCAGAACAAGGGCUGUUAGCCACCGGUGCACAGGAUGGGACCGUUCGACUGUGGGCCAUAACGCCAAACACAGCAGAACUACAGCACACACACACCUGCAGCGUCAGUGAGGACGCUCAGAGCUCAGAUGGUUCAAUGGGAUCUCAUCUGCUGUCCGCCGUAUCGUGGAGCGCAGAGGGAACUCUACUGGCUGCCUUCCAGAACAAACUCCUCAACAUCUGGAACGUCAAUGGUACUCAGGCACACAUCGAGGCUCAGUCCUCCUGGGUCACUGCGCUCUCGUGGGUUCAGACCUCCACUCCGUUCCUCAAUCAGGAAGCCUGCAGUCAGGUCAGCCCUCCUGAGAGUCUGCUGGUGGGCCGGCUGGACGGCUCCCUCUGCUGGCUGGAGGUCACAGACGACUUGAGGGUGGAGCGAACAGAGCUCACUCACUGCUAUAGGAAAGAAGCACCUCAGUGUCUGGCCUGGUACAGUGUUGAUAAAACCUUUGCCGUGGGCUAUCCCGAUGGCAAAAUUCUCCUAGCCACAGCAGAAAGCUACGAAACUGACCCGCCCAUUCUGCUAACAGCAUUUCCUAUUGUCCUUUAUUUCCUCAGUGGAUGUCAAAAUGGCCUCCUGUAUGUGUGGACUCUUCCUCAAGGGGGCGCUAAUGUCUUAGUGCCCAAUUUCCUCACCCCAUCUACCAGCCAAGACAAGAGCAGUGCCAUCAAGCGGGGCAAUGCUAAAUGUGUGUACCGCCUGACUGGACACAUUACCGCGGUAAAGACCCUGUCUUUUUGUCCCAGUGGACUUGCACUGGUGUCUGGAGGAAUCGGAGGGGUGCUCAACAUCUGGUCUCUCAGGGAUGGUUCGGUCCUGCAGACUGUGGUUACAGGAAUGGGCUCUGUGGUUUGUACCACUUGGAUACCACACAUAGGGGUGACCGCUUGUUCUGGAAGAUCAAAGGAUGCUUUGCUAAUUCGCUGUACCCCAGACUGGAUAUCUCAGAAUCACGUUCUGGCCUCCUGCCGUUCCGUUCUACGAAGUCAGAGCAUUCUGGGAUUGAAUCGUGCCCCCUGCAUGGCCGUCUUUCUUGAGCGCCUUCCCACACUGCUUCAGGAGCAGUACAGCUAUGAGAAGAGUCAUGUGAUGGCGGGCGAUCAGCUGACUCACAGCGCCUUUCUUCAGAGUCUGGCCACACUGGCCGUGGGUCUCUUCUUGGAUCAGUUACUGUGCCGUCAGCCCAGACCACCUCACCACAGCGGGACAGGGCCGGAUCAGGACGGGACCCCUGGAUCCUUCUGCCCCUCAGAGUGGAACUGGCUUUCCAUUUAUUCAACCACAGUGAAGAGCGCAGAGGCGUUUGCUCGUGGCACCCCGUUCCCAGAAUCCUUCAUCGCACCUGAGUUCCAUCAUUCUGGAUCCACAGAGUUGACCAAACCACUGGACAACAGUAAAUGGACCUUCAUGAUGGAUGAACAGCUCAUGUCCUGGGCGACCAGCAGACCUGAAGACUGGCAGCAGGGUGGUAAAAGUGAGGUGUACCUGUGGGGUAACGGACGUCACGGGCAGCUGGCGGAUGCCGGGACUAGCGCAUCUGUGCCCACCCUCGCUCCCUCCCUCUCUCAGACUCAACAGGUUGUGUGUGGUCAGAACUGCACGUUCCUGGUUCAGGCUAACGGUACCAUUCUGGCUGUAGGGGAGGGCAGUUACGGACGACUCGGACAGGGUAACUCAGACGACCUCUACACCCCAACUGUCAUCUCAGCUUUACAAGGUUAUGUAGUGACACAGCUGGUGACAUCAUAUGGGUCUGAUGGCCACUCAUUGGCUCUCACUGAGACCGGAGAGGUGUUCAGUUGGGGGGAUGGGGAUUAUGGGAAACUCGGCCACGGGAACAGUGAAAGGCAAAGGCGACCCAAACAGAUCGAGGCUCUGCAGGGAGAGGAAGUUGUGCAGCUGGCAUGUGGGUUCAAACACUCGGCCGCCGUCACAGCGGAUGGAAAACUUUUCACCUUUGGCAGUGGAGAUUCUGGACGCUUGGGUCAGAGGUCAACUUCGAACAAGAUGGUCCCAGAGAGAGUUACAGCGCUAGAUGGAUACCACAUUGGACAGGUGUCAUGUGGCAUCAAUCAUACUUUAGUCCUGUCAUCGGACGGCCUGACCGUGUGGGCUUUUGGAGACGGAGAUUAUGGUAAACUGGGUAUCGGACCAUGUACAGUGAAGUGCUACCCACAGAAAGUGGAGGCUCUUUGCAAUAAAGGCAUUAAAAAGGUUGGAUGUGGAACACAUUUCUCAGUGGUUCUGGCCAAAGAUGGACACGUCUACACAUUCGGCCAAGAGCGUCUGAUAGGUCUGCCGGACUCCAUGCUGAAGAAUCACAACCGGCCACAGAUCAUUCCGGCUUUGGAGGGCGUCUUCAUUGAGGACAUCGCUGUUGGCUGCGAGCACAUCCUUGCUUUAUCCAACACCGCAGACGUGUACGCAUGGGGCUGCAACUGUGAGGCCCAGCUGGGUCUGGGCCAUUCCAAUCCCGUCAAAGAGCCUACUCUGGUUACUGCUCUACAGGGCAAGAACAUCAGGCAGAUCUCGGCUGGACGCUGUCAUACCUCGGCCUGGACCACACCGGCUCUGUCAACCAGAGCUUCAGGUUGUUCAGGGAUACAGCUGGGUCUACCUCAGUCUGUGCCUCCGCAGUAUAAUGUCCUCAAAGACUUCAGCCCUGAAGUGCUAAACACCCGACUCAGAGUGCUGUACCACUUCUCUGAUCUUAUGUACAAGUCCUGGAGGCUUCUGAACCUCGACCCCCGCAGUCAGGUAAAUGCUUCCCGCUACAGCUCAGGUACCGCUGCCAUCGUGCAGGGCCAACUCAGAGGCCUGCUGUCCCCAAAAGUCAACACCCUUCCUCUCGUUCGCACUAUCGGCAGAACCAUGACGCAGGGAAAGACCUACGGCCCCCAGAUUACAGUCAAACGGAUCUCCACCAGGGGGCGCUCUAGCAAGCCCAUUUUCAUGCAGAUCGCCAAGCAGGUGGUGAACCUGAACCCUACUGAGCUGCGUCUGCCCUCCAGAGCAUGGAAGGUGAAGCUGGUUGGAGAGGGGGCAGAUGAUGCCGGCGGUGUGUUUGACGACACCAUCACUGAAAUGUGCCAGGAGUUGCAGUCUGGUGUGGUCGAGCUUCUCAUUCACACUCCCAACAGCACUGCAGAUGUUGGUAGCAACACGGACAGGUUCUUGCUGAACCCAGCAGCAGCCUUGGAUGAUCACAUGGUGCAGUUUCGCUUCUUGGGGAUCCUAAUGGCAGUGGCCAUUCGAACCAAAAAGCCCUUGGAUCUGCACCUGGCGCCAUGGGUGUGGAAACAGAUGUGCUGUAUUCCUCUGGGAGCCGCCGACCUGGAGGAGGUGGACCUGCUCACAUACCGCUCACUUCAGGGCAUCUUACACCUGGACAAUAGCGUGAUCAAUGAAGAGAACUUCACAGUGAUGAUCCCUCUGGACUCGUUUGUGGCGCACAGUGCUGAUGGCACGUCGGUUCCAGUGAUUCCUGGUGGGCAUAACGUUCCUCUGACAUUCUCCAACAGGAAUGAUUAUGUGGAGAGAGCCCUGCACUACAGACUUCAUGAGAUGGACAGACAGGUGGCAGCAGUGAGGGAGGGCAUGUCCUCAAUCAUCCCAGUCCCGUUGCUUUCCCUGCUCACGGCUCGACAGCUGGAACAGCUGGUGUGCGGCCUGCCCGAGGUCUCCGUGGAGAUGUUGAAGAAGGUGGUACGAUACCGUGACAUUACCGACAGCCAUCAGCUCAUUGGCUGGCUGUGGCAGAGCCUUGAGGAAUUUACCAAUGAGGAGAGAGUCCUGUUCCUGCGCUUCGUGUCCGGACGUUCCAGACUGCCAUCCAAUCUGGCAGACAUCACACAAAAAUUUCAAAUCAUCAAAGUUGAUCGGCCUAUGAACGGCCUUCCUACGGCCCAGACGUGCUUCUUUCAGCUGCGCCUUCCUCCCUACACGAGCCAGGCCAUACUAGCCGAGCGCCUACGCUAUUCCAUUCACAACUGCCCCUCCAUAGACAUGGACAACUACAUGCUGUCACGCAACACCGACCCAGCGGAUGCCUCUGACACCGAGUACUGACGCGACGCUCGCAAAAACAGAUGCUAUUACGCUACAAAGCACAAAAUAAUCUCAUAAAUGCCUCCGGUUGCACUUCUUCCUCAUACAUGCAAUACAAUUCUCAGUCACUAAACCUCACGUACGUUUUACGUACUCUCUGCGGUACCCAGAAUGCACUGCAGAUGCCAGUUCUUCCACAAGGUCAAUGGGAGAAUAUUUAAGCAAUUCAAUUCUUUAUUUAUUCAUUUUCGUUCGUGUCUCUAAACGUUGCAGGAAACUUCUUAAAAUGAAAAAAAUAUUACAAUACCGUUACAAGCGCCGUGCCUGGAAUAGUCGCAAGGUUUUUUCUCUUGGCGUUAGCGACAGAAACUGGGGUCAGUUCGUAGGUGAGCACUUGGCAGCUAGCUUCCUGGCCCAGUUUAUGCCAAAGGCUGUUAAACUACUGUACUGUAAUGUACACAAUACCUUCUGACUCAGUGAAAAAAAAAAAGUACUGUGAGUCUGAGAAACAAAUCCCAGAGCGAUCUUUGUUUGGGCGUUUGUAUCACGCUAGCUUAUAUCCUAAAUGAAUGUAUACUUGCAAAUGCCAUGCACGUGUGCACUCGAAUCUUUUAUUUGCCAAAUACUGUACUGAUGCUGUACAUUACAUAGGAUUUAAUGAAUUUUAGCCUUUUUUUUUUUGCAACUGUGAAAAAGCGCGUGGAGACGUUUGGUGAUUUUUGUGUUCGUCUGUGCAUUCUCACAGAGCGAGAGUGCAGGUUUGUUACGCUAUGCUGAUUGGUCAUCAGUGCUAUUAUGUGCUUCGGGCUUGUAUGCCUCAGUGCUGGAUGUUUUUACUGGUGUGUUUGAUAGAGGAGAGUCCCUCCUUACUCUCGAACCUUCUGUAUGAGGUGGUUUACAGUAUCGGUAAAUUAUUAUUAUUUGUUGUUUUCCUGAAAUAUUUAUCUGAGUGAGCUUUAUGUGUUGGAAAGACUACUAAUGAGGACUAAUAUGACUCUUGCGCCGUUUUGCACUUUAGAUCUGUAUGCAUUGCGCUUUAGCAUAUGAGGAAAAUCAUAUUCACUAUAAGAUUUCAGACUCAUUUAUCUAGAGAUUCUCCUAAACCAAGCCACUAAUGAUAUAAACCUCUUGGCUGAUUUUUUUUUAUGGAAGACUCCUGAACUAACUUUAACAUGAAAGAUGACUUUAAGGCUGAUUCGUUAGGCUAUGAUAUGGUGGUAUUUGUUGAUGCUCGAACUUCAGAUUAAGCCAUAAAACAAAACCAAUUCAAGAAGUCUCCUGAAACUGUAUGAUGUUUUAUGGCGAUGGCCUCUCAGAUGGAAGAUGCACUGUACUGUAAAUUAAAUUUUGUGU
Molecule: messenger RNA, 16319 nt
Organism: Sinocyclocheilus grahami
Lineage: Eukaryota; Metazoa; Chordata; Actinopteri; Cypriniformes; Cyprinidae
Product: probable E3 ubiquitin-protein ligase HERC1
Exons: 81
Coding region: 30-14987 (4985 amino acids)
Molecular function (GO): ubiquitin-protein transferase activity; protein binding
Source: RefSeq, a predicted model, not a curated record